GAGAGGAUAUUGUGCCAUUGCUUGUCUCACGUGUUUUGCUGAAAUUUUGUCAACAAACGUGACAAACGCGCGAAAUGUAUGGUAAUUUAAGCACAUGUUUGAACGCGUUUGAUAACAAUCAUGUCCUCAGAGUCUGCGAUGCUUGGUACUUUCGAGAAACUACUACAAUCACUGGAUGAUUGUCAGUGCGAGGAAACGUUGGAGAUUGAGAAACUUUGUUCAGAGGUGGAUGCAGCAUUUCAACAUGACAGUGGUGAUUCGCUGUGCUUUCUACAUUCAUCUGACAAUGUCAGAAAAGCUGUCACAAAAGCUAUCACAUCAUUGGUUAGGAAAACAAUGCUCCCUCAAAGUCUGUCCAAUGAAAAUGAAGACGAUCAUUUCCAAGAAACAGCGAGGAUAACUGCAGUUGUUGGUGCCACGUGUUCCGCCAUUUUGUCAAAUCUCCACAAGGGUCAAAGUUCAUUUGGCGACACAGAUGAGUCGAAGGACGAAGCUCAGCGAUUGUUCAGAGAUGUCGUCUUGGCAGUGGCUCCGCACUGUAUGGUCUUGGUGGCUACUCACUGUGAGAAGCAGCCAUGGACAAGCAAGAAGUCAAGAUUGAAUACUGAAGGUCUUUGUGCUUUACUCUGCAAGAUGUCGGGAUGCAACUCAGUUGUAGAACUUCUUGUGCAAGGGCCUGCCUGGUGCAGAGGGUCACAUGACAAGGGUGUCUUCAAGGACGUCUUAGGCUUGCUGAAGGAACGAUUGACAAGGGACCAGUGGCACAGGGAACCAGCAACAAGACAGGCAUUCCGAUGGUGCCUUUUCCAAAUAAGGCAUCCACAUCUCAGUCAUCAUCUGGACUCGAUCCUGCCUGCUUCACUUCUAUUCACUGAUGACUACAAGGAGAGCAACAAAUGCCUUGGUAUCCUGUGUCUGCAGCAUAUUAUUGACAAUGUGGACCCAACUGAUCUGCGAUUGCACGGUCGGUCCAUGGUCAUCUACGAGGCACUCCACCAUCAGCUUUACACACAGAAGCCCACCCUCAUUAGCCAACUCCUGCCAUGCCUGAUCAGCAUUCUCACCGUGAUCGAGCGGUCUCCACACAAAGCAGACGAACAGAGAAAACCGAAUCGAUAUGACGCUGUCCUUCAGACGGUACUAGUAAGCAUGGAGUUUGAACAGAAACUUGCUCUCCGGCAGGCAUACGCUAAGAAACUCUAUCUGUUUAUUGACAGCAUGGGAAUCACAAUACUCAGACAUAUGAAGCAAGUUCUCCGUGUGAUUUUAAAGUACCUUGAGGCUUCUGAAGGGCAAGAUGAUUUAUCCAGAACGUACACGCUGCGGUCACUCAACUCACUUAUCCUGCAGUCUUGGCCAAGGAUUCCCAUUCACUGGAAUGCAAUCAUCAAAGUCCUGUUGAAGCUCCUGUGUGAUGCCUGCGACAACUGCAGCCACAUAGACAAAGACGCGAGACGACCCAUACUUGAUGGGUGUGUUGACUGCCUGCUCCUGCUCAAGAGAUGCUGCAGCAAGGAGACGGAAGGGGCCCUCCGAGAAAUCUUAGCAAUAAACACCGACAGGAGUGAUGCAAUGAAGGAAUAUUUGGAGAGAGUUCUGGCCGGCUGAAAAUAGACGUAAUAGAGAAAGGUAGCGCGAACACCAUCUCGAUAUCUCCUUCAGAUAUAGAGUCAGACAUUGGCCAGCUUGACAUCACCCUGAUGACCUUUGACACAGGGUCAAUAUAAUAGGUCAAUAUAAUUUCAGUAUGUAACAAGAGCAGUCCUAACAGUACCUUAACGGAUGAGCACCUUUACUACAUUGUAUUAAUUCAUUGAAGAAUCAAUAAAACCAUAGAGAUCUCAGGCAGUCUCGGGUGCUACAGUGAGUAAUAGGCAGAGCGGUUUAGGACAGUUCAAUGACAAAAGGGUUAACAAGCAAUGGGUCAUGAGAACACUCAAAUAUCUCAGAUAUCGAGAGAGGGAGACUGGCCAGCUUGUUGUUGACCUUAUGACCUCUGACAAUAUUUACAUGUGCACAAA
Patiria miniata (bat star) is the source of this 2021-nucleotide messenger RNA. RefSeq names its product TELO2-interacting protein 2-like (gene tti2). Lineage: Eukaryota; Metazoa; Echinodermata; Asteroidea; Valvatida; Asterinidae. The transcript has 11 exons. The coding region runs from base 121 to 1608 and encodes 495 amino acids. Gene Ontology annotation, cellular component: centrosome; nucleoplasm; cytosol. The record is from RefSeq and is a predicted model, not a curated record.